Molecule: messenger RNA, 7923 nt
Organism: Athene cunicularia (burrowing owl)
Lineage: Eukaryota; Metazoa; Chordata; Aves; Strigiformes; Strigidae
Gene: DGKE
Product: diacylglycerol kinase epsilon
Exons: 11
Coding region: 27-1733 (568 amino acids)
Molecular function (GO): ATP-dependent diacylglycerol kinase activity
Source: RefSeq, a predicted model, not a curated record
GGCUGGCGCGGCUGGGCUGCUGCGGCAUGGAAGGGACGGCGAGCAGCAGCGGCUCCUCCUCCUCGGUCGUGGCGGACUGGAGUUUGGUGUUUUGGACGCUGUGCUCUGUGAUCCUGCCCGUGCUGAUCACCUUGUGGUGCAGCUUCCAGCGGUCCCGGCGGCAGGUGUUGAUACGAGACAUCUUUCGCAAGAGCAAGCAUGACUGGCACUACACAUACCUCUUCGGCCAGCCCUCCUACUGCUGCGUGUGUGCUGAGCACAUCCUUCGGGGUGCCUUCUGCAACUGCUGCGGGCUGCGUGUCAGCGAAGCCUGCCUCAAGAAGGCUGACCAGCUUUUUCUCUGCAAGGAAAUUAUGAUGAGGAGCAAUGGUGCCCACAGCUCUAUGCCGCACCACUGGAUCAGGGGCAAUGUCCCACUCUGCAGCUGCUGCAUGGUAUGCAAACAACAGUGCGGCACACAGCCCAAGCUCUGCGACUACAGAUGUGUGUGGUGUCAGUACACUGUACAUGAUGAAUGCAUGAUGGAUUGUUUAAAGACUGAGGAGUGCACAUUUGGAGAAUUCAGAGACUUGAUUAUUCCACCAUACUACUUGUCUACAAUCAACCAGAUGCGUAAAGACAAAAGGACAAAUUAUGAAAAGGUAGUACCUUACUGCAGAAAACACUGGAUGCCAGUAAUCAUACUGGCUAAUACUCGUAGUGGAAACAACAUGGGUGAAACUUUGCUAGGAGAAUUUAAAAUUCUGCUGAACCCUGUUCAGGUUUUUGAUCUAAGCAAAAUUGCACCUGCUAAAGCACUCCAACUUUGUACCUUGCUGCCUUGCAAUGCUGUCAGGGUUCUUGUCUGUGGUGGGGAUGGCACAGUAGGCUGGGUCCUGGAUGCAAUUGAUGAAAUGAAGAUAAAGGGGCAAGAACGUUAUAUUCCACAAGUUGCAAUUUUACCUCUGGGAACAGGUAAUGACCUGUCUAAUACACUGGGCUGGGGUGCAGGUUAUGCUGGAGAAGUCCCUGUAGAACAAAUCUUACAAAAUGUCAUGGAGGCAGAUGGAAUCAAACUAGACAGAUGGAAGGUUCAAGUAACAAACAAAGGAUACUAUAACUUAAGGAAACCAAAGGUAUUCACAAUGAACAACUACUUUUCUAUAGGACCUGAUGCUCUCAUGGCUUUAAAUUUUCAUGCUCAUCGUGAGAAGACUCCCUCUCUGUUUUCCAGCAGAAUUAUUAACAAGGCUGUUUAUUUUUUUUAUGGAACCAAAGACUGCUUAGUACAAGAAUGUAAAGAUCUUAACAAAAAGGUUGAGCUAGAGUUGGAUGGUGAGAGAAUUGAGUUACCCAAUUUGGAAGGCAUCAUUGUCCUGAACAUUGGAUACUGGGGAGGUGGCUGUAGGCUGUGGGAAGGAAUGGGUGAUGAACCUUACCCCUUGGCAAGACAUGAUGAUGGACUUCUGGAAGUUGUUGGUGUUCAUGGUUCUUUCCACUGUGCCCAGAUUCAGGUGAAGCUAGCAAAUCCUGUUCGCCUAGGGCAGGCACAUACAGUAAGGCUGAUCCUGAAGAGUUCAAAGAUGCCGAUGCAGGUGGAUGGAGAGCCGUGGGCUCAGGGGCCCUGCACUGUUACCAUAACUCAUAAGACACAUGCACUGAUGUUGUAUCACUCCGGUGAGCAAACAGAUGAUGACGCUUCCAGCGUGUCCGAGCAAGACCACAUGAGAGAACAGACGGAUGAAGAUGUAUAGAUUUUGCAGAAUUUAGUGUAAUACAGUGAUGAACUUCAGCUCAUUAAAACCACUGAGAACAUCUACUCUAGAUUAAGGUUUAUGCCAAAAGGUUCAUAUGUGUGAAUGAACUAAAACUGAUGAAAAAGCCAUGCUUUUAUGUUCAUGAAAACUCACAGCUGAAUUACCACAACUGUUUUGCCUUUUAGAUUGGUGGUGAUGCCCAGCCUUUCUAGCUGGAGGAGCUGAUUAAUGCCAGGAAAGAGACAGCUACUGCAGCUUUCCUUGCUGUGGAAUCAGAUCUUCUGCACACACCCAGUAUAGUAUGCAAAAUGUUUGAUAUCCUUGGGAAGGGGAACAGCUGGGAGUUCAGCCUGCUUCCACCUGCCCUCUUCCCCAGAACAGAAAACCAGACCAAGUAGGAUGUGGGCUGAUUUUCUGACAACAGUCUGCUCCUGGCUGACAUCUCUUCUUGGGAGCAUGACAAAAAUACUUUUCUGUGCACCUGCUUGUUGCAGUGUAUAUGUAAUAGGCUCAACUGGGAGAGCACAGGGUCUUGGAGAGAUGGUUAGCAAGAAAGAUGCAUUUGGACCAAAGGUUUCUGGAAAUGUUCUGUUAGCGAAUGACCUUUUUCAGUGGCUUUGUAAGCCAUAGAUGGGAGUACUCUUGGGGUCCUGAGUACCCAAGAUACAACUUCAGAAUAAUUGUACCAUGACUUGCACUGAAUGAUCCUGUGACUGACUGCUUCAGUUCAGUGAGAUACUAAUUCUAAUUUUUGUAAAUAGCAACAUCGUAGUUCUUGAGGAGGCUUUCUGGAGGAAAACUUGGACAAAGGAGCUGUCUUUUUUAGCUGUUUAGAGGAGGGUUAUGAUUGGCAAAUGUGGGGGGUUUUUUAAAGGCUUGUUAAGGAUCUUGCUUCAUAAUUACCUGAAAAUGAUCAAUAGUAAGUCAGUCUGUUAACUAUUUCAAUUCUAAGUGUAGAGGUCAAGAGCUAAGUUUGCAGAGGUUAGCAAGUUCUGGCACUCAUGUCUGAUCUGAUUGUGGAAAAAAGCAUGGAAGCUUAUUUUCUGACUGGCUCUUAGGGGGUCAAAGAUACUUUGUUGGACCUGAAACUUCAUUUCCCAUACAAAUAUAGGGUGAGAAAAAGAUUGGUGGUUUAUACUGAUAGAGGUUAAGAACACAUCCAACAGUACAUGGAAACUGUCAGUCUGGCAUAUCUGAAGCUUCUCAGGUUAAAAGCUUCUCAGGUGAAAACAUCCUCAUUGUUAACUGAAGUAAAAAACAGCUUCUUUUUUGUUUUCUGUUGGUAUUUUAAGCCUGCAGCAGGUGAGAGCUAUGAAUUUGUCACCAAGUAAUUCAGUGAGGUCCAGCUGAGUUACCGAAAGUUAUCUUCCAAGUAGGAAGAGGAUUUGUGCUGAAUGUAUACUGCAUAAGCCAAGAUCGUAAGGGAAGUUUAUAGCUUUGGUCUGAACUUUGAAUGCUGCUGCUGCUGUUGUCAAAACUCCCUCAAUCUUUUUUUUUUUUCCUUUAUGCUAAUUGAAAGCGAUACCAUUGGAUAAAGUAGGCUGUGUUUCUAGGUUUUGUAAAAUGAAACUGUUUUUCAACAAUCUAAAAUGAUGUUUGCAUUAAUGGUGAAUGAACUAUUUAUAUUUUAAAAUAAUUUAUUGAAACCUUGGCAAAGUCAGUAUUUUUAAAACCUUCAAUUGUAAUCCUCUUUGGAGAGCAUUUUUAACUUGAUGGUAUUCGUUGUAGAAAGUGUAUGUACUCAAAUCUUAAAUACUACUGAUUAUCAGUGAAUUUAUAGCUGUCUGAAAAUGUGAUUAGAGCGUAAUGAACUGUAAAGCAGAAGCUGUUUGUAAAUUCCAUAUUCAUUAGCCUUAUACACCUCAUCUUAAUUAUUUUAUUGUAUGUAAAUAUAGAGAACACAUUAAUAGUUAAAUCUAUGUAAAAAGUGUUUAAAAUACCCAAAAGUAUAUUAUGUUAGAUAAAUCCACUACCUGUUUUUUAGUUAUGAAGUUCAAUUUGUAUUAGCUUAAAAAAUCUUACUAGUUACUAAUUUUAUUUUAAUAAUGUCUAACCAUCAGCAUCCUAGAAAUAGUUAAGUUCUGUGCUAUGGUUCUUAUGUAACUGUUGUUUACAAACAAAUUACACUUCUCUGGAAAAGCAGGGUAUGUGCUAUGAAAGGCAGUAUUUUUCUCAAGAGAAAUGACACCACUGUCUACUUCAUCUAAACUAUUCAUAAUACAGUUUAAAGAGUGACCUGAUGUUGAUCAGAUGAUUGUUCAAAUGGAUCAGAUGAUUAUUCAAAUUGUUUAAUAGCUUAAGAACCUUAACUGUUCAAAACCCACUCUUUGAACUCCUGGCACCUAGGGGGGGGAAAAAAAAAAAAUCAAUGCCAAGACUUUGGAAGCCACCCUUUUUUCCCCGUAGAUGAGCUGGCUUCUCCACUUGUGCUUUGCCUGAGUGGGUACCAGUGAUGUUGUACUGUGUUUGUGCAGGCAAGGUCCUCCCACUUACUGCAGCUUGCUAGGAGUCCAGUCCUAACCCUGUGAAAUCUUUUCUGGGAAAUGUAAAUCCAUCAUUCCUUUUGGAGAAACAAAGGAGCAUCAGAAGUCCAAGUAGCAUCUGAUUGGGUGCUUGUUUGGGAAAACCCCUGUAAAUGGUCUUGUUCUACUGGACAGAUCAUCCCCUUGCAUGUAGAAGUGAAGUUUGUGUUUCACAAAUUGACUGUUAGUGAUUGCAGCAAAUGAUGGGUAGCAAAUGUAGCCACUGUAAGCAUGUGGAAGCAUCUUGUAAAAUUGUGUUUAUGGUUUGGAGAAUAUUCUGUAGGUUGAAGUGUCUAAUUCCGAGUCAGACAUGGGGUUAUCCUAUUGUAACUAUGUGUAGCUUUCAUGUGCAUGACAAAAAAAUUUCUUUAAACAUACAGCAUUACCACUAGACUCUGCUGGGAAGUCUUGCUAUUUCCCAGAUGCUGUUCUUUGAUUUCAAUGUAUCCUCCUUUCCAGUAUGUUGCAAAUUGGGUGAAAGCCUGUUUUUAGUUAGUUUUGUGGAACUGUUUUAAGUUUUAGUCCAACAGUAGAUGUCAGCAGUGGGCUCCAGGUUCUAAUGCUAGCAUAAAUGAAAUUCUUUGAUUUGUAAUAUAGCUGUAGCUGCUUAAUGUUGUCAUGUGUGUGUUGUGACUGUAAAGCUGUUACACGCUUUUUUAACGUUGUAGGUGCAUGUAAAAGUACAAAUAGCUAUUCUGUAGCUCUGCAAAAAGAGUGGAAACCUGAAAAUGCUGCAGUAUGUUCUCUAUCCAGAAGAGGGUACACUGCAGCUGGAUCUCAUGUCCUGCACUGAAGAGUAUUUCCCUACCCUGUCAAUGGUUAACAUUGGAAAAAUAGUGAAAGUGAUGUUUCAAAAAGACAAAUAUUUAAUAGUUUCUUCUGGGAGUCUUCAUACAGUAUACUGUUGUGUAAAACGUACAGGUGAUUAAUAACGUCAAUUGUCAAGCACUCAAAAGUAAAUUCACGAAGUUUAUUUUUAAAGUUUUAGUGCUGCAUACACUAGCUUAACUCAAGUUUGGUCAGAUUCCAAUAACUGUCUUUACUGUAAGUUCUCAGUCCUGUGACAUGCAAUACAAAAAAAUACUUGUGUGGAGAGUCCUGUGACCUUCCUGCCUUGCUCACACCUCGCUUGUUUACACACACAUUGAGGAUGUGUAUGUGUAUUUUCAUCUGCAUAGAAGUUCUCCUCAUCGGCUUUGUUUUACAUUGUGUUUUCACUUCAGCAAUUCAUAGCAGGGUUAAACUGUUUCAAAUGCCACCUGCAUUUUGGAUCUCUGCGUUUUUAAAACCAUGUCUGAAGUCCAGACUUGCAGUCUUCACAUACAGCUGAAAAGCAUUCACUUGUAUUUUUUUUUUCUAAGUAUGUCUGGUUUUUCUGGGUUUAAAGCAGGGCAGUGUUUAGAACAUGCUAUUAACAGCACUUCAGAAUUAUUGCAGUUAUUAAAGAACAUAGUCUUGUGUUUUCUUUCUACUGCAAUGGCAAUAUUUCCGUUUAAAAUUAAUUUGGAAUUAUGUUCAAAUUUGAACAUUUUUCUCUGCACUGUUAUCAACUGCAUCUCAUGUUCAUAAUGUAAAGACUGUAUAGCAUAAUUUAUGCAUUUGAUACUCAUUAUAUGUUCACUUUCAGUGUUGUCCCUUCAUACAUUUUGUUUUUUUCCCCAGGUCUUGCUCUUUUUAGGCACCAAGCAACUUGAAACACCAUAGUGUUGGUCUUAGUUAGAAGCUUUAAAUAUUUGCUCCUGGAAAACAGACUUGAAUUUCUCCUGGUUGCAAAAGAAAAUGCUACAACGUUUGAACACACUUUGAGAAAAUAAUCUUGUUGAGGCAAUGAUUAUAGUAAGAGUAAAUUAAGUUUCUUCUGUAUAUAACUUCUGCUAAUUCAGACUGAGAGUUUGUUCACCCAUAUAUUUGUCUUGCAAGUGUUUACAACUACUCAGUAAGUACUUCUUUCCCUCAGUCAUGUAAUUACUCAUUUUAUUCUGGCUCACUUUCACCUAAAAAUGACAUUUUGGACAGUAUCAAAAGCUCUGCUGAAAUUGGGAUAGUGAGCUUCUUUCUUCUUUCCACUUUAUCCUUCAUGCCAGCUAGCUUGUCAGAAAAGAAAAUUGGAAUGGCUACACACAGUUUAUUCUUAGCUUAGUAACCCCUCUGUUUGGCUUUUUCAGUCACCAUCACCACACCUGGAAUAUAUUCCAAAGGUUCCCAGUCCCCCUGACCUAUUUUGAAAGUACAUUUUUUGCUCUUUGCUGCUGGGGAAGAACUUCCCCAUCCUCCACAGGUUCUGAGAACUGAUAGUUAAAGGUUUUGGUUUCAGUUUGGCCAGUUCCUUCUGCAUUAUGUUGCACUGAAACCCACAGCUUUGAUAGUGUAUAUUAUUGUAUCUCACUGGUUAAAAAAAAAAAAAAACAACAAAAACCCCAACAACAAAACAAAACCACCUUAAACCACUUGUACCUUAGCUGUGAAGGGCAUAGUGGUAUCAAUGUUAUAAUGGUUACUCUUAUACUUGGCAACAAAUGCUUUAUGGUAGAGCACCACUGUAACCUAGUUAAUCUAUGGGUAAGAGUAGGACACUUGGGAAUCUGCAUGUGUUCUGAAAAUCCUUUUUUGUUCUGUAUUUCAUAUCUACUAGCAGUUUUCUUCCUUUUAGAAAAGAUAAAAGAUUUGACCCUUCAGUUAGGAGUAUACUGGGAUAUAUACUAGGGGUAUAUUAGUAUGUGACCGAUCCUGUUGAAUGUGAACCACUUAUUUAAAAAUGCUCUUUUUUCUGAGCAAUGAUAGCUGCUUCUUGAACACAGGAAUGAGACAACAGAGACCCACUGUUCAUUUAGCAGCUAAGCAUAUUGAGAGAAUUUACACAUUCUCUAUUUCAACUUCAUUUAGGCCACAGUUCUAAAAGCACAGCUAGAUCAAAACUUUAGCUCACUAAGAGUGCUAAAUUCCCAGUUCAGGUUUUGGGCAUCUCAGGGAGAGACUUCUAGCUGGAGUAAAGCCACGUGACUUGACUAAUCCUAGUGAUGUUAUGCAGACUUACGUUAGCUGAGGAUCCGGCCCUUAACUGUUCAAAAGUAUGAAUGUAUUCAGAAUUUUACUUUGUUUCUUGUUAAUACUGCUCUGUAUACUGUGCUGUAUACCCUUAUUGCUGUACGUAAUUCAUUUUUUACAUUGUUUCACUUCGAAUUUGUUUGUAGAUUUCAGAAUAGAAAUUUUCUUUUUAAGAGUAAGUGGGAACUUGCAUUGUGAGUGUAUUGGAUUCUGUAUCUCCAAAGUUUACAUCCCUCAAAAGCCAUUUUGUCUGCUACCAACUGUUGUAAUCCUUAGAGUACCUCCAGCCAUCUUAUCUUUAUAGGAUUUUUAUAGUUAAACAGAAUGGAUUUUUAUUUUUGUAGCUUGUAACUUCAAUAUGUAUAGUAGUUAUUUCUAUUUAGUUAUUAGUGAUCAGAAUACUGUAAAAAUGUUACUUUUAAGAGCUGUAACUUUAAGUCAGUAAUAACUACUUGCAAGAAAAUACCAGCAUGUUAACAGUUUACAAAAAAAAAAAAAAAGUUGUUAUUUAGCUUGAAAAUACUGUGAUGCUGUGACUUGGGAUUUGUAUUGAAUGUGUUUAUGCAUAUAUUCUGAAGUUGCACGAAAUAGGAAAAUAAUGAGCUUAAAAUGUAGUAGAU